This is a messenger RNA of Hyla sarda, 2805 nucleotides long. RefSeq lists its product as uncharacterized. Bases 583 to 2805 code for a protein of 740 amino acids. The transcript has 2 exons. The record is from RefSeq and is a predicted model, not a curated record. Gene Ontology annotation, molecular function: single-stranded RNA binding. Gene Ontology annotation, cellular component: ribonucleoprotein complex. Gene Ontology annotation, biological process: retrotransposition. Lineage: Eukaryota; Metazoa; Chordata; Amphibia; Anura; Hylidae.
CUGUUCCAGGUUGAACCCCCCCAAAGGACGAGGGGGCACUCCCUCCGUCUGGAGAAGAAAAACUUUAGUCUCAAGGGGCGACACGCCUUCUUUACCAUGAGAACUGUGAACUUAUGGAACAGUCUACCUCAGGAACUGGUCACAGCAGGAAAAAUUAACAGCUUUAAAACAGGAUUAGAUACAUUCCUGGAACAAAAUAACAUUAAUGCUUAUGAAGAAAUAUAAAAUCCCAUCCCUUCUCCAAUAUCGCGCCACACCCCUACCCCUUAAUUCCCUGGUUGAACUUGAUGGACAUAUGUCUUUUUUCGAAUGUACUAACUAUGUUACUAUGUUACUAUGAUGCCGCUGUUGGGGGUGAUUUGACUGGUGUUGCUGCAUUCCGCACGGAAGGGGUUCUUCGGGUCCAGCCUCCUGUCGUCGAUGUGAGCCGAGUCCGUGAUGUCCGGAGCCGUCCCGCAGCUGGAGUUACGGCCGCUGGUCCAGAGCCGGUGAGGUCGGGGCGUGACUGGACUCGCUAGAGAGAGGAAGCAUGGUGUGAGAGCUCCCGCCGGACUGGACUGAAAACGGGCUAAUCUGAAGGUUAUGGGUGGUAGAUCUCGUGCCAAACGGAAGAAGAAGCAACCUGCACCCACUGUGCCUCCUCUGAGCGGUAUCGCCCGCUAUUUCGCAUCUCAGCCAUCCGAUCGGACCGACCAACCUGUGGUGCGGCCUUCAGACGCCAUUCCCCAACAACAGCAGUUCGAGGCGGGGAGAAGGAGUGAGCAGGCGCUCCACGCGGCGUCUGCAGCAAGUGACCCCGCUGACAGUGCAGCUCACACGGCCUGCAGACAGAGAGAGACCGGCGACAAUACACAGGACUCUGCUCCGGGCUUUGACAACGCGCCGUGCGCGAUACUGGAAGUAAGUGCCGCCGCCUCCCUCCAGCACCAGUGCUCGGCUACCUCACGGCCUCCACUGCUGCCAUCUCCUGCUGCGCCACAGCGUCCGGCACAGACCUGUGCCGUCCAGCACCCGGUCACCUACUGGUGCGGAACUGCACUUAACUUAGAGACUCCUUCCCCACUUACCUCCACAUCCCUACCUGAGUGCUUAUCUGCCUCUGUCAGACCACCAAUGCCCGGGCAUCAACCCGCUAAGAAGCUAGGCCCUGCCAUACAGCCUAUAUCCACCAACCUCUAUGUGACACAGAUAGGGAUGGGAUCCUCACAGUCUACUGAUGACAACCCAGUAGGGCAGUCUGCAAUACCUGCCUCCCCGGCUCCUGACCACAGCUUGAUGCCACAACCUGAACAUCAGGUACUUCCUGCACCUGAAUUUCACCAGGGCUUGCAGCCUGAGUCCCCAACUCCCAAUAAUACAUCACCCGACACAAUAGCCUCCUCCAUGGCUGCCGGUCCUGCCGCAAUGAAUCCACAGUCUGCUGGCCCCUCGCCAUCCUUGCCGUCUCCUGCCACUGGCCAACACGUUUCACGUGAGAUCCAGUAUACGAAUCCUGCAUCUAUGACACCUUUAUUACCUACCUGCCAGGACUCGGGGAAUGCCCAGCAGUCACAAGAUGGCGAUUGGAGGCUGGUUGAGAAACAACAUAAAUCGCAAGGGACUUUACGUACACCACCUGUACGCGGAGCGGCUGCGUCACCCCAGCUACCUGUGCUCCCAGAAAAGGUUCCUGGCCCUCCGGCAUGCGACAUAACUGACUGGGCCAAUGAAAUGUACUCUGAUGGCUCCAACUCUGAUAGAGACUCUCAAGACUCAUCUGUGGAUAGUGACGCCCCUGAGUACUGGGGUAAAAGUCCCCCUGCAAAGAAAAAAUUAUUCAAGACCCCGAUGAAAGUGAGACAUAAUAAACGCCGCUCCCGUGACCAUUCAUCCUCUGAGGACUCUCAUACUCCAACGGAGGAUGCCCCUCAUAGGUCUGCACCCUCUAGACAGCAGAUGCCAGCCAUAACUGCCACGCUUCAGUCACAUGUGCCGCCUCCUACCUUUCCACUUACUCCUGAGAUGGCGCUCUCGACAUUGCAGGGACACCCUGAAUUGCAAGCACUCUUGACCCUGAUCCCCACUAAAGCUGACUUGGCAACGCUGGCGACCGAUCUCAAACUUGCUUGGAACCGUGACCUGGAACCCGUUAAGGCUGAGGUGUCUAACUUACAUAAGAAGGUCCAGAGACUGGAGGAUUUUUGCUCUACUACUACAACCCACCUCCAGAAACUACAGGAAGCCACAGAGAAAUUGACAUUACAGCAAAUCCACACAAUUGAUCACUUGGACGAUCUUGAUAAUAGGAAUCGGCGCAAUAAUCUUAGGAUCAAGGGCCUUCCGGAAACAGUUCUACCUCAGAACUUGCCAGAUACAUUGCAACGUCUCUUUAAUGAACUACUAAAGAAACCGCCGUAUUCGAACAUAGAACUGGAUAGUGCUCACAGGGCUCUCAGAGCGAAACAUCCUGAUCCGAAAAAGCCUCGUGAUGUUGUCUGCAGAGUGCAUCAUUUUCUCCAGAAAGAGGCAAUCCAACCGUUGCUGACUCUGUUACAAAAUUCUAAAAUUGUUUACAGAUGGGGCUUCCCCUUCUCUCUGAUUGCAAAGUAUGGACCCAAUAUCUCUACGCUCAAGAGACCGGAAGAUUUGCCUGCGUUCCUUGAAGCCUUGUCAGUCUGCCUGAGUGGGAAGCCUUGUUCUUAUCUCCCCUUCCUACUGCACCGCAAAACCGUCCUGAUCGAUCUCCGAGAGACCGUCCAUCCGAGGUCACCACAAGUGUCCCGCUGCAGCAAAGAUCGAAACGUAAAACCUGAGCUGCCUAUCUGA